Athene cunicularia (burrowing owl) is the source of this 3427-nucleotide messenger RNA. It is a transcript of the gene ZDHHC21, whose product is annotated as zinc finger DHHC-type containing 21. NCBI's taxonomy places the organism in Eukaryota, Metazoa, Chordata, Aves, Strigiformes, Strigidae. Gene Ontology annotation, cellular component: Golgi apparatus; endoplasmic reticulum. The coding region runs from base 729 to 1526 and encodes 265 amino acids. The record is from RefSeq and is a predicted model, not a curated record. Gene Ontology annotation, biological process: protein targeting to membrane; peptidyl-L-cysteine S-palmitoylation. The transcript has 8 exons. Gene Ontology annotation, molecular function: protein-cysteine S-palmitoyltransferase activity.
UUUUUGUACCCUUUCACUAGGUACUCUGCCCCAUUUAAUAGCAGGACCACAUUUCUUCUAGCCUUCCAGGCACACUGCUCAUGUACAAGAUGUUCCUUUUAACCUUCAUAUCCCUCACUAGAUUCAGCUCCAGGUGGACUUCGACUUUUCUGAUACCAUUCCAGUACACCCAAGUGGUAUUUCUGUAUUGUGUGUGGCCCCACUUCACCUCUGUUCUGUUGAUUAGGAGAUCUCCACGACUCUCCACAUCAUCCCGCAUCCUUUGCCUACAAAUCCUAACCACCGCUGCUUUGACUGAUCAUAGGUCAAUACCUCCCUCUCUCAUCGUUCCUAGUCUAAGCCUUCCCCUAGCAGAUUGACUGGCCUGUUGGCAAAGAUGCUUUUAUCCCAUAUAGUGUCAGGUGGAUCCUGCCCACUCUCCCCAGCAGUUCUUCAUCCUCAGAAAAGGUUCUGUGCAUGUAAAAGGUGGAUACCAGCUUUUGACACGAGCUGCACAACCACUUGCUGGUCUGCAGGAUCUGUCUACUCCUCCUCCAAGGCCUUACCCUUCACCAUCAGGACAAAAGAGACACCAGCUGGCUACCAACCAUUGUCCAACACCCUCUGAGCCAUGUAGUCAUGCCUGACACACUCCCGGUCUCCCCUGACUACAUCCGUGGUGCUCAUAUGGAAGAGCAGGAUAAUAUUUUCUUCCUGGGUCAUGACAGAUUCUUACCUGUUUGUGUUCAAUGGCACGACGAAUUCACUUUGUGGUUGACCCUCAGGGUUGGUGCUGCAUGGGCCUGAUUAUCUUUGUCUGGCUGUACAAUACAAUCUUCAUUCCGAAAGUCAUCCUUUUUCCUCACUAUGAAGAGGGACAUAUUUCAGUUGUGGCAAUUUUGUGUUAUUACUUCUGCUCCUUGUUUUGUAUAGCUUCAUUACUAAGAGCCUCAGUAGCUGAUCCAGGAAGACUACCUGAAAACCCAAAGAUACCAAUUACAGAACGAGAAUAUUGGGAAUUAUGUAACAAAUGCAAUAUGAUGAGACCAAAGCGUUCACACCAUUGCAGUCGUUGUGGACAUUGUGUGAGAAGAAUGGAUCACCACUGUCCAUGGAUUAAUAAUUGUGUUGGUGAAGACAAUCAUUGGCUGUUUUUACAGCUGUGUUUCUAUACUCAGAUCCUUAGUUCCUAUACACUGAUACUUGAUUUCUGCCACUACUACUACUUUUUGCCUCUGAAAAAAGAAAACUGGGAUGUUUUUGUAUUUAGGCAUGAACUUGCUCUCCUAAGAAUAUCUGCCUUCAUGGGUCUAAUAAUAUUAGGUGGAAUAAGUGGACUCUUUUACACUCAGCUAAUGGGUAUUUUCACUGACACUACAAGUAUAGAAAAAAUGUCAAACUGUUGUGAAGACAUAUCGAGGCCCCGAAAGCCGUGGCAGCAGACCUUCUCAGAAGUUUUUGGCACUCAGUGGAAGAUCCUGUGGUUUAUUCCUUUCAGGCAGAGGCAACCACUGCGAGUUCCCUACCACUUUGCCAAUCAUGUCUAAACAGAUGGAUGGUGGGCACAGAUGGGUCCUCCAUGCUGGAAGUGCAUUACAGGUUUUAUGAUAAUAGGACUAUGACAGUCUUUCAAGUCAAUUAAAAUCCACCCACCAAUCAUAAGCAUCACAGUGUGCCCCAGGCUUUAUUUUAAUAGUGGUCUUGAUUCUGUUCUGAGAUUAAUAGAAGUUCUAUGUUUAACUUUAGACCUAUUUACUUUCAAUUGGUUUUCCAAAGAGAUUUCUUUUGUCUUUGAAUUUAAUACCAAAACCAAAUGACUGGAAUACAAUCUUACUCUAUUGUUUGAUACUGUCUCUUUUGAUUUUUUUUUUUUUUUUUUUAAAUUUUUUUUUUUUUUUUUGGGUAGGAAACACUGAAGUUUACACUGAUUGUCAACUUUCCCACUAAGUGUCUUAUUCUGGCUUGAGUUUUUUUUAGUGUUUUUAUCAGUAGGUCUUUAUAGAUAAUAUUCAUGUCUUUUUUGUGCUACAUGUGUUUAAAAUUCCCUCAUUUAAAUUUUAAAAUUUAAAACUGCCAUUUAUUUAUGGUAUGCAAUACUAAUCCUGCAGCACUUCACUAUAAAAGUUAACAUUUAAAACUAAGGCAGACUUCGUCCUAAACCUUUCUCAGAGAGGUUUUUAUAAAUACAUAUAAAUGAAUGUGUUCAUAUAGAGAACUCUCACAUCUUACAGUUAUCUUCCUGCAUAGAUAUGAUCUUAGUGAAAAAUAUUAAUGUCUUUAUGUCAAUAAAAGAGAUUAAAUGUUCAGGAUAAAAUAGAGAGAUAGAAAGCAUGUCUUCCGUAUAUCCCAAGGAUUUCUUUGCAGUAAUUCAACAAAAGUUGUAUGGUACAUAUAGUAGAAUGAUUUGGUUUUAAAAAUGCAGAUUCAAUUAUUUAGCAUAAUGUACCACAAAAAAGAGUAUAUUGUCAAUAAAGUUAGAAAUUUUAUACUUACUUUUCUUUAGUCAUGAUUAGCUGAAAUUUGUCUAAGUGUUUGUAUAUUGGAAAUAUAUGUAAAAAUAUUUUUUAAAAUUUAUACAUAAAUACAAAUAUUUGCUACUAACAUGUAGAGUGAAGUAUAUUAACUGAUUUAAUAGGGUACUGUGUUGAUGUACGGUAGCUUGUUGUGGGCCCUUCAAGUAUGGAAGUAGUUAACCAAAGAAAUCAUCCUUAAGAUUACAUCUGGUAAAAUGACAAUGAUUUCCAAACUACUGGCUCACCUUUGCUUUAUCUGGAAAAAUUAAUGUCAUUUAUUAUAGCCCUCUGUAUCCAUAGAUAUACCAGCAUGAGAUGAUUUUUGAAAGUCUGUGAAUUUUUAUGAGAAAUUCACAGCUUCAGCAUUUUCAGUUAUGGUGCUCAUUGUGUUUGUUGCCUAGUCUAACAGGACUAAGAUCCACCUGAAAUGACAGCCAUGCAACAGGAUAAUAAAAGGCACAACAAUAUAUGUAGAUCGUGUCUGGAGAGAGUAACAGUUCAUUUGUAAACAGCUCAUUCAGAAAGAAGGGCUAGACUUGUCCUGAUGGGUAUUCAUAAUGAACUUUUUGAUCAGCUCUUUUAAAAUCUUAACAUGGUCACUGCUAAUGUUGGGUGUCCCUGUAUUGAAUUAACAGAUUUUGAUGAUCCAUUGAAAGCUCCAAAAGGUGCAUCUCAGAAAUCACUUGAAUUUUAAACUUCUAACAUUUGAACCAACUUUACUUCCUUCUCCUUUUAAAAAUAGAUGCACUAUUUUCUUCAUUUAAAUUUCAAGCCUAAUGUUCAAACAUUUUUUUCAUGGGAUUUUGAGACAUGAAUUUAGACUUUAUAAUGGUAUUGGCAGCAAUAUUUAAACAAAAGGAGCUUGAGAAAAGUGGAUGGAAAGUCUGGAGCAGUGCUUGAAAUUUCUAAGAAUGUGCACGUACAUCAUAAAGUAA